AUGGCUACGUCUCGUCGAAAUGCCAAGUCGCCCACAAUCCGGCGCAUUCUCCGCGAGGCACAAGAACUUGCCGCGUCGCCGUCCGCCGAUCUGGCCGCGGCCCCGCUCGAGACCGACCUCUUCGAAUGGCACUUUACCCUCCGCGGACCGCCCAACUCCGUGUACUCCGAAGGCAUCUACCACGGCCGCAUCGUCCUGCCGCCGACGUACCCGCUGCGCCCGCCGUCGUUCCGCUUCGUCACGCCCUCGGGCCGCUUCGAGGCCAACCGCGAGAUCUGCUUGUCGAUUAGCGGGCACCACGAAGAGACGUGGCAGCCGGCCUGGGGCCUGCGCACGGCCCUCGUCGCGCUGCGCUCGUUUAUGGAGACGGACCCCAAGGGCCAGGUGGGCGGCGUGGAGGCGUCGGACACGGUGCGGCGGCGGCUGGCCAGCGAGAGCGCGUCGUUUGUGUGCACAGGGUGCGGCGGGCGGACAAACGCCGCCAUUCUGGAAGCGAGCGCGGCCGAGGAGGCGGCCGCCGGGGGGUCCGCGGCGACAAAGGAGGCAGACGUGGUGCCGGCCGAGCUGAAGCUGGUGUUUCGGGACGAGCUGCCGACGCCUCAGACGGCGCCAGCGAGAGCGGCAUUAGAAGGAUCAGGAGGAUCAGGAGGACCGACCGCACCUGCUGCUGCACCGGCGACAACGACACCGACGCCCGCACCCACAACACCGUUAGAGGGCCAGCUGCCGUCACCACCACCACCGCCGCCACCGCCCGCCGCGCCUGCACACGCUGUUCCCGCCCCGACACCGACGAUUGCUCUCCCCGACACACAGCCAGCUGCCGGGGCAGUGGCAGCCCCGCCUGCACCCGCAUCGGGACUUACGAUUGCCGCUGGCCGCGUGGCACGUCGGAUGCAGCCACAGACGGCGGCACCAGUACCAGGCCAGCGUGACAUGCGGAGGCGCGUGCGGCCCAACUCGGACGAGGCGGUGCCUGUGUGGGUGGACCGGACGAUUGUGGUUCUGAGUGUGGUUCUGGGCGCCAUGCUGCUGCGGCUGGUCUUUGGCUGA
Sporothrix brasiliensis 5110 is the source of this 1053-nucleotide messenger RNA. Its product is annotated as ubiquitin-conjugating enzyme E2 J1. Lineage: Eukaryota; Fungi; Ascomycota; Sordariomycetes; Ophiostomatales; Ophiostomataceae. The transcript has 2 exons. The record is from RefSeq and is a predicted model, not a curated record. Bases 1 to 1053 code for a protein of 350 amino acids.